AUGUCAACUCCAUCCAGCCCGCCACGUAGGCUGUGCGAGAAUCGCAAGGUGGCCCUGCUAGCCGCUUCGCUGCUCGUUCUGGUUCAAAAUGCAGCUGUGGUCAGCGCUGCUAAACAGACGCUUUCGCCAUUCGACUGCAGCAACGUAGCCGUCUCGUCAAAACAUGCCUUUGACCUCUCCAAGAUCUCCUACCCCAUUCGUACCGCCAAUACCGAGUCGACGCCACCAUCCGAGACCAAGACCUCGAUCGAUAUCGAUCUGUGCAAGCCACUCGCUGCCGACCCGGAUCGAGACGAGAAGGACCAGUGUCCACGCGGCACGAGGAUAUGCAUCACCAUCGAGACUAUCAAGGAUGGCAAGACCAUCGUCACGCAAGCCAUCCCCGUCGCGUACUCGGGCGAGUCUGGAGGAAGCAAGAUCGAUGCCAAAGUUGAGUGGGGCGAAGAGCUCGAGGGCGGCGAAAAGAGCGUCGAGCUCCAGCUGCAGGGAUCCACGUACGCGGGGCGCCAGCAGCAGGCAGAGCUUGAGCUGGUCUGCGAUCCCAAGGCCGACGCCGAUUCGCAUCCCACUGCGCGCUCGUACGAUCGAGCAGACGGCAAGCUCAAGCUUCGCUGGCCCACCAAGUUUGCCUGUUCCGACGCCGCGUCCAAGCCAGGAAGCGGCGGCGGCGGAUCUUCCGACGAUGGCAGCAACGACGGCAGCAGCAGCAACGGAUCGGAAUCUUCGGGCGGUUGGGGCUUCUUCAGCUGGCUCUUCUUCCUGCUCUUUGUCGGCUUUGUCGGCUACAUGGGCAUGGGCAUGUACAACAACUACAACCAGUACGGCGCGAGCGGCUGGGACCUCGUUCCGCACAAGGACUUUUGGCGCGAGUCGCCGUACAUUGCGCGUGAUGCUGCCUCGCACGUCUGGCAGACGGUGUCGGGAAGCCGCAAUGGAGGCGGAUUCAGUGGUCCCGGUGGACGAGGCGCAUACGAACCCGUCUGA
Moesziomyces aphidis is the source of this 984-nucleotide messenger RNA. Lineage: Eukaryota; Fungi; Basidiomycota; Ustilaginomycetes; Ustilaginales; Ustilaginaceae. The record is from the annotation of a GenBank genome assembly.